CCACCCGAAUUCUAUUCGAGUAAGUCGGUUUAUUGGCAGCGGUUGGCUUUUGCAUGGGGAUCAGCGGAUAAAUGCUUAAAGCGUUGCCGUGUCAGAUUCCUAAAGCGCGUCUUGCCAAUCUCUGGCACAGGCGCAAAGAAUUCAAAUCUGGGUGAAAGAGGAUAUACCGCCUGAUGUAUUUUAUAAAUGAGAAACAAUUAAUAAUAUAUAAUCUGAAAAUACUACCCAUGGGACAUAUCAUAUUGUGCUCCCUUACAUGCCGUUUCCACGUUUCCAACGUGUCCCAGCCUUUUGAGAUAUCAAAGUCGCUAAGGAGCACCUGCCCCUGUCAACAACCUCAUCCCCUUUCAACCAUCGUCAGCCGCCCUCUCUCACUGUUUUGCACCCCUCUGCUAUCCACCAAACGACACUAUUCAGACCUCCAUUGACGUUGAUUCUUGAGAGGACAGGUUGCUGUAUAGGCUCUGUAACCUUCCACGACAACUGAGGUCGAAUUUAGCGCCACAACAGUCUCUACCAUCGAAUCUUCGAACUUGGACCCUGGGUUUCAGUGGGCCCCUUGAUAGAAGCUCCAGUUGUUUUGCAACCUUCAACACGAUCAUUCAGCCAGUUUUGAGCGCAUAUUCUCCUUUACCGAUACGCAAGGUCUUUUAGAACCUACAAUUUCGAUCGCCCGAACAAUUUACCUUCCCCACAUCUCUUUUCGACUACAAACACAGCCACAACCUUACCUUUGCGUCAACAACGGCACGGCCACCUGCAUCCUUGUGGUGAAACAAACCGAACCUAAAACCCCUUUGGAGCGUAUAUCUCCCGAAUCUUUAUAAAGAGAGAGAAAGAUCACGCUCAAUGGCUGCGGUAUCCGCACCGCAAGCCACAGGCGCCCUGACACCUCCUACGAGCUCUGAUGGGAAUGCGAGCGCGUGGGAUUACUCCGUACCAUCUAGAAACCAGCAAUCUACAUUUCCCCGCCAGCAACACGACGAGACCUCUCACGCAGAGCGAAAGCAAAUGACUUCCCACCCCAACGGCUCUACGCGCCGUAAUGAUGCAGCAAAGCAAUCCAGAUCAAAUUCAGCAGCUGAGCCAGCCCACGCGCCCCCACGGUUGAACAACAUCAACAAAAAAGGCAGCAUGAGUGGAACAGACAGCCCGUCUGACAGUUUAGUCGACCUCUAUAGCUCUGGACCAGCAAAGAGUGCAGCCAACGGCGUGGACCCUAAUGAGCGGGGACGAGAAGGAAUGGGUGUAGCUUCAUAUCACGAAGACGACCCUGGUUGGAUUCACAGGGACAAACUGGCACGGAUCGAGAGCCGCGAACUACAGGCAGCUGGGAUCAUACUCCCCCGCACGCGGGCAUAUAGCAGGAGGGACAGGAGUCGAGACACGUCGGCCACUGGUCUGCACAGAAACGAGCAACACCCGGCAAAGCAGCAGCGUGUCGAGAGCCCAACCGCCGAAGAGCUAGAAGAUGAUGACACUGCGGGAUGGGAUCCGCGAACGCCAGAAGAAAUCGCAGCGGAUGGCAUCUCCAGCUAUCGCGACUACGGAUCUCUCUCGAAAGGCUCCUCCAAGAUACCCCUCGCCCUGACGAGCCCCGCGCCAAUACCCUGGGAGUACCUCGAGCGCGACGCACCUAUGCAACGCAGCCGUAGCGCCGUAUGGGGCGGCGAAGAGGACUCCAUCGCCUACCCCCCACCCCGUGCGAAAGCUUCCUCCGAGGAACCCCUCUUCCAACCCACCCCGACCACCACCCCGUCCGCGCCAAAACGCUUCGCCUCCACCGAUAGCUCCCCCAAGAAGUCCGCCAACGCGACACCUACAAGCCGCAAGAUGUCUGCCAAUAGCGUGACCUCCAAGCCUCCGAUCACACAACAAAACCAGAAACCAAAGGGACGCUCCGGCUCCAACAGUCGCCCGACGACCCGUUCCGGCGAAAUCAAGACCCCCGAGGGCGAUCCGCCGUGGCUUGCAUCAAUGUACAAGCCUGACCCACGCCUGCCACCAGACCAGCAGCUCCUCCCCACCGUCGCGCGACGCCUGCAGCAGGAGCAGUGGGAGAAGGAGGGCAAGUUCGGGAACGUAUACGACCGCGACUUUCGCCCGCUCAACGACGACGAGAUCAAGAUGCCCGAACCAGCAGCUAUCGCACCAGAGGAGCAACCCGAGGCGAAACAGGACGAGCUGGUCCCGCAGUGGCCGCUGAGAAAGGCCAGGAGCCCCGAGCCGAGUCGCCCGGGUACGUCAAGCGGUUAUUCCACCAUGCCACGCAUCCAGAACGCGCCCAGCAAGAUACAAUCCCCGAUGCUGGCACAGUUCCCCGUGCACGGGUUCGAGCCGGAGGUGGUGCCCGAGAAGAAGAAGGGCUGCGGAUGCUGCGUCGUGAUGUGAUUUCUUAAUCCGCUGAUACCGACGUUACUUACUGUACAAGCCGUUUUUUCUCAAGCGGCACCAUAUUGGGCUGGGAUAUCUCCUGCCCUGGACUCGCCUCAUAUACCUCGCAUUACUUCAACAGCAUGUCUGCCCAGCGACUUUUGGCAGCCCUUUUACUGCGCUUCUUUUUAUAUAUUACACGACGACUCAUGACACACACUUGAUUACUGGUUUAUUUUUCCUUUUCCACAACCUGUUUGUUUUGUUUCCCCUCCCCUGAUUCCCGCCCGCAGGGCAAGCGGCAGUUCAUUUGUUUUCCACGUGUCUAUCCUCGGCUCGGCGUUCUUGUGCGUGUUUGUGCGGCGUUCUGAUUGCUCUUUAUUCUUGAUAUUACUGGGGAGCAGAGCGGAGCGCUGUUGGGCUUUUGGUGCCGUGAUGGUGGUGCUUGGUGUGUUUUGUUUUCAGUUGGUGAGGAGGAUUAGGAAGGAGGGAGGAGGAGGCAGGGGAUAUGAGAGGGGAUGGAAGGGCAAGGGGGAAGAUGUGGAGUAGGAGUAGGUGGUUGUAUACAUAUACUGUGUAGCUAGAUUGGGUGAUUGAGGAGACGAAGGAAGGAGGAGGAAGAAAUUUCAAACAAUGAUUGACAAAG
Molecule: messenger RNA, 3019 nt
Organism: Pseudogymnoascus verrucosus
Lineage: Eukaryota; Fungi; Ascomycota; Leotiomycetes; Thelebolales; Thelebolaceae
Exons: 2
Coding region: 850-2391 (513 amino acids)
Source: RefSeq, a predicted model, not a curated record